Peniophora sp. CBMAI 1063 is the source of this 1749-nucleotide messenger RNA. The record is from the annotation of a GenBank genome assembly. NCBI's taxonomy places the organism in Eukaryota, Fungi, Basidiomycota, Agaricomycetes, Russulales, Peniophoraceae.
AUGCCUACCAACGAAUCACUUCUCAACAAGGACCAACUCGCCGUCGUCGUCGCCGUGAUUGACGAUGAGUUCAUACCACUCAUUCGACAGCAGGACCCCGUCUUUUCAGGAUUCGCCGCCAUCAGCAAAUGGGUUGCUGUGCGAAAGAACGAUAUUGUUGACGGUCAUCCGGACUUCAAUACGGAGGACGCCAAUCUGAAGAAGGCCUACCGGAAAGCAGUUGACCGCAAAUUCCGAAACGUGUACAACACGCUUCGUGUCCGCGAGAGUCCGCUCGGUGUGGCGCUUCUGAAACACCUCAUCCCCCGUCCUACGGCCCUUCAGCUCUAUGAGAUGGAAGUGAAAAAGGAGCUGGAGGAAACUGGUAUGGAUGGCUACGGCACCCGUUUGAAGAAAAAGUGGUCCAGUCUGACGAAGGAGGAGCGUGGGGUCAACCGAAAGCUCCUGCACAACAACUUGAAGACCGCUCUUGACGUCCUAUGUAGAGAUAAUUCCCUGGGUGGAAUGACGGCCCUCACAUUCUUGGGAUACAGAGAACUUGUCACCGGCAAGGUCCAAGUUGCUAUCUGCGACGGACGUGUCGCUGAUGAUAGCCCCAAGUUCGGGGAUACCGCGGAGGAGCGCAACGUCUUGUCAACGUUGUACGACGCAUUUGAGGAAUACUCACACAAACAUCUUCCUAGUCCUCCGUCCCUUGCCAAGCCUACCGCACAAUCGCCUCAGAACCCAACUUCCCAGACGGUUGUCAUUCCCUCUAAUGACGACGGUGUCCCAACAUUCCCAGAUAUCAAAACGAAGCGCAUCAGCCCUGAGACGCUCAACGAGAUCGUUCUUCAAUAUUACCAUGCCUUGUGGAUCUACUCGCGCAAUCCCCAUCAUCCCCACGAUCUUCCCUGGAAGGAACUUGUAGAUGAUGCAUCCAAGUUCUACAACGUGGAUCACUUCGAUUACCUGUGCUUUGAUAGAGAUGCCCUCCAGGAGCCAGGAGUGCUGUACCCUCUCGCCGCGAAACUCCGGAGCCAAUGUGGCAUCGAGUCCAAAGACUUAUUCACCUUCAGGCCUACCCUAGAACGUGACACGAUCACCUCGGAGGAUCACCCACCCCCUUCUUCGGAUACGCUACAUUCUGAACAGUUUGACCAGCGCGAACAGCGUACUGAGGUGGAAGAUGCUGCUGCUGCUGAGGCCUGUCUUUCUCGUAGCUUCUCUCUUGACACGCCGAUGAUCCCGGAGCUGGAAGCUUCCUCGGCGUGCCCCUCUGAGCCUACACAGGACACGCACACGCCACAGAUAUCCGGGCGAACCACACCAGCUGGUUCGAACAGUGCGCAAUCACUGUCGCAAAGUCAAGAUGAUCAUUCUCCGCAGCCACAGAGGGCUGAGCGUACGACGCGCACGUCGACGCGCAAGAUCGAGCUCGACGCGCGCUCUGUUAGCUUCCAAGGAACAACUCGGGAACCCGCGAGUGGUUCGGAUGCGUCCAAUGCGACGCUAUCCUUGAGGCCGCUACUUGUUCCAGGCAAGACAGACACGUUCGCCUCCAAAGGCUACCAGUUCAAGAUUCCGAAGAAGCUGCAGAACACUUGGUAUGUAAGCCUUGCUGAGUAUCAGGACCUACACGGGACCAUUAUCCAUGAUGACGCCUUCAACGACAAGAAAGAGCUACCGGCAUUGACGAUCCUCGCGUAUGAUCCUCAAUGGAUGGCAAACCGGGAGGGUUGGGAAAAGUUCGUUAUCUCUCGCCCUUGA